This is a messenger RNA of Mus pahari (shrew mouse), 5793 nucleotides long. It is a transcript of the gene Cacul1, whose product is annotated as CDK2 associated cullin domain 1. The transcript has 9 exons. The record is from RefSeq and is a predicted model, not a curated record. Gene Ontology annotation, biological process: ubiquitin-dependent protein catabolic process. Gene Ontology annotation, molecular function: ubiquitin protein ligase binding. The coding region runs from base 342 to 1475 and encodes 377 amino acids. NCBI's taxonomy places the organism in Eukaryota, Metazoa, Chordata, Mammalia, Rodentia, Muridae.
UUUUCGCCCAGCUUUCUCUGGCCGUCCCUCGCAUCACGUGCCUUCCUGGCCGCUCCCCCGGAGCCCUUUCCAAAGGCCAGAAGAAACUGCUGUAAAAUGUCGUGAGGGACAUCGCCCCUUUGCGGCUGCCUCUCAGAACCAGACCCCGGGAGUGCCCACCGCAGUCAGCGGUUCCUCCGGCAGAGUCGUCCUGACGGAGGGCAAAAGCACUCGGUGCGCCACUGGAUUUUCCGCCGCACCCGCGAGGGCUCCGGGCGAUGUGAUCCAAGGCGGCGACUGCGCUCCCAGGCCCGGGGGCUGAGGUGGGCGGGCAGGUGCCUGGGAAGCCGCGGCCCGGCGGGAUGGAGGAGAGCAUGGAGGAGGAGGAAAUGCUCACCUACGAGGCGAUGAUGGACGACCAGAAUCACAACAACUGGGAGGCCGCCGCGGACAGCUUCCGGCAGCCUCCGCCGGCCCCGCCGCUGCCCCCGCCGCCGCCGCCGCGGCCCUCGCCGUCCAUCCCUGAUCCAGGCCGAGAACUCCCGGGGGGACAGCUGCUGGCUGUGCACGCGGGCUCCAUGGAGAGGAAGGGUCCUAAGGAAGGGCUCGCGAUGGGGCCUCCGCCCUUGCCGGAGCCGAACGGGGUGAUCAUGAUGUUGAAGAGCUGCGACGCAGCCGCCGCGGUGGCCAAGACGGCCCCUGCCCCCACCCCCAGCUCCACUAUCAACAUCAACACCUCCACCUCCAAGUUCCUAAUGAAUGUUAUAACAAUUGAAGAUUAUAAGAGCACAUACUGGCCAAAAUUAGAUGGUGCCAUAGAUCAACUUUUAACCCAGAGUCCUGGUGACUAUAUACCUAUAUCCUAUGAACAGAUUUACAGUUGUGUGUAUAAGUGUGUAUGCCAGCAGCACUCAGAACAGAUGUACAGUGAUCUGAUUAAAAAAAUAACCAGCCACUUAGAGCGAGUCUCCAAGGAGCUGCAGGCCAGCCCUCCAGACCUCUAUAUUGAAAGAUUUAAUAUAGCUCUGGGACAGUAUAUGGGAGCAUUGCAGAGCAUCGUGCCUCUUUUCAUAUAUAUGAAUAAGUUUUACAUAGAAACUAAGCUUAACAGAGACUUAAAAGAUGAUCUUAUAAAACUGUUUACGGAGCAUGUUGCAGAGAAGCACAUUUACAGCCUAAUGCCUUUACUUUUAGAAGCCCAGUCAACACCAUUUCAGGUCACACCUUCAACUAUGGCAAAUAUUGUGAAAGGCCUGUACACUCUCAGACCAGAAUGGGUUCAGAUGGCUCCGACAUUGUUUUCUAAGUUUAUUCCGAACAUUCUGCCCCCGGCUGUGGAAUCUGAACUUUCUGAGUAUGCUGCCCAAGAUCAAAAGCUUCAAAGAGAACUUAUACAGAAUGGUUUUACCAGAGGUGACCAGUCCCGGAAGAGAGCUGGAGAUGAGUUGGCUUAUAACAGUCCAUCUGCUUGUGCAAGUUCCAGGGGGUAUAGAUAGUGACUGUUGAACUACGUUUCUCCCAAGAGAAGACACACUGGAGCUACAGAAACUGUUCCGGGCACAGUGAGGCCUGCACCACUCAGGAGCUCUGUCAAAGGCUGUUCUCAGAGAGGAUACUGGACUUCUUUCUUUAAUUUUCAGUUUUUAAAAACAAGAACUAACAAAAACAAUUGCUGCUAGACUGGGGGGUGAUUUUGAAAUGGGACAAUCUUUUAAUCUACAGAGCAAGUGUCUUGGAGAGUGGCCGUGGCUAAAGUGAAGCUUAAUGUUUGAAUCAGCUUCCUCCAGAAAUACAAGAACGAAAGAAUCUUUUUUUUUUUUUUUUUAAAGCACUCAUGUUGUUUAUUUGUGGACUUGGAACAUGGUGUCUCGUGUCAAGAUAUCUUUGCUUAAAACCAAGCAGAUGUUAUAAUACAGUGUUUUUUCACCCAUGCCUCAAACAAUCUGUUUUAAAUUCAGAUUGAUCUAUGUUUAGCAAUUAGUCUUGUGGAGGAAAAUGCUAACAACUGCUUUUACUAUUACUUUCCCUAUUAAUUCCCAUUUUCAACUGUGUGCCUUGAGCUUUGUGCACUUUGCAGCUAUGUGACCAUGUCAUCAAUCUCAUGAUGCUUCCUGGAGAAGUUGAUAUCUCCAACUGGCCCACCAAAGCCUCUGGUAUGGCUUUGUAUUUGUAGCAGAACCUGAUUGAGAAGAUGGAAGCACUAGAGGCUGGUCAGAAUUCACCCUGCUGUCCCAGCUUUCAUGGGGACCAACUCUUACUGAGUGGUUUCCAUUCUACUAUUGCCUCACCCGAUGUCAGCCCUGAGUUGGGUGGAGCCCUGGUUUCAGGCUAUGAUACUGUAGAGAUUGCCCAGCAGUGGGAGCUACUCCCUGGAUCCCUCUCGGGCUGAAUAGUUUUUAAAGCCAAAUAUGGUGAAUAGUUCUUGGCCCAUCUCAUUUUAAUGGGUUCAUUUAAUACAUAUAAAAGGUCAGCUCCACUCUGUAUCUUGUAAACAUCAUGUUUGAUAUUUGAGUGCAUCAGGGAGAGUAUGCUGUUGUUUGAAGGCUCUGGUAAAGCUUUAUUGCCUGUUUCACUAUACCAACAGUACAACAAAACAACAGUUCUUCACAAAAGUCUGAAGCUUAUCUAGUUGUGUUUCAAUAAUAAAACUAGAUAUGGCAAGGGAAAAGUAUUUUCCUUCUCAGUUUUGCUUGAAUGUGAAGUGAGCAUUGGCUUUGUGCUACCAGGCUCCAUCUGACAGUGAUGCUGGCCAUUCAGAGAAUGCUCCCCCAAGCUACUGCUACCAACUCAGUGGGCAGCAGUUAGAAAUGAAACACCAGGGACAAGAACAUUACCCAGUAGCAGUCCUGUGUAAACAGUGUUCCAGGGGAAGAACAGUUAAGAGCUGAUGGCUUGAGUCUUUCAGUACUUGUCUGCAGUUGGUAGAAUUUAUGGGGGGUUUAAUUGGCUUCAUUCCAUUUGGGUUAUAUUUGAGAACCUGAAUAGGGACAAGUGGACUCUUCCUAUGGUCUGUACAGCCUUUUCUGCUCUGAUGUCGAGGGGAAAGUUUUCAUUUUAUCAGAAAGCCCAGUUUACUUUUCUGAUGGAAUGCUCACCACAGAGUUGUAAAUAUAUCAUUUUGAACUGGUUUCUUCUACACAGCUUUAAUAUUUUUGACAAUAGUAAAGUUGGAACAUUUCUUGAAACAUAAUAGGUUAGUGAUUCUGUGUCUUAAUUAUGCCCCCUCCCCCAGGAGAGAGUGCUCUUCUUUUUCUCUAAAAGAAUUUUGCCUAUAUAAAAGCAUUAAAUAAAUUGGCAUUAAAGUGGGUGCUUUUGUGUUAGUAAAUUAAUGGAGAAAUAGUCAUACUAAUUCUGUGUUAGCACAAAAUAGGCAGGGAAAAACCUGUGAAAUUCUCAUUCUCUGAGUCAAAGCUGGGUACCACUGUGAUGGUACUGAAAUCCAUGGGGAAGGAAAGUUGAGUGUGCUCCUGAUGGAUGUGUCCUGGUAACGGUUAAGUUAAGCAAGGCUUGACAGCUUGUAAAAUUGACACUUCUUGUUAAUUGAAAUCUUUACGAGAGUCUUCGUCUCCAACUAUGAGGAAAUAAAAUCUGUUCUCUCUCAUUUUGUAUUUCCUGAAAGUAUUUUCAUGUGUACUUGUGUUUUUGCCAGUACAAUUUUUCUAUCCCUGCUGAGGACUGCUUUCUCAAUCAAAUCGUUAAAGCUCAAAUUUUAUGUAGAUCAGUUAGUCACUGAAAUACAGUUGAUUUGGCUAAAUGGCUAAUGUGUACAUUUGCCUAAAAGUAGGCCUUUGAAAAAUUAAAAGCCAGGAGGGUCAUCUUCAAGUAAUGGUUUGAAAAAAUAAACAGAUGAUGGUGUUGAGAGACAAUGCUCCUUUUAAAAGUUGACCUUACUCUUGGGUCACUGUGUUAUCUGCUGACCUACUGUCAUAACUGCAUUCUGACCUGACAGGAAUUAUUUUCUUGGGGGCCAGAAAGUAAAAUUUAGUGGUCUGACUUGCCUAAUAGUUCCUAGGCAGGGUUGUUCACUUGCAUGCACAAUUAGUAAUGAUUGUGCAUCACUAAAAUUUCUCAAGGUCUUUUAUUACAAGCACUCAUUCCCCUUUUUGCUAGAGUGAAGUUGGUUUGUAUGUAGGUGAGACUGCAAAGAAAUGGAUGUCCCUGGUCAUGACACACCACUGUGUAUGUCUCUAGAGCUCAGUUCUGUCUAGCUGCUGCUCUCUUGUCAUUUACUUUCUGUCAGGUUGCAAAUUUGCACACAUGAAUGAUCCCUCAGGAACAGUUUGCACACUCCUCAGUAUACUCUGCAGAGACCAAACAGCAUUUAAGGUUAUCAGCACAAGAGGGUUCCUACACCUACUAGCAGAGGCCAUGGUGAGCUUGCAAACAAAACUGGUUUCUGCAGGUAAUGGGAAGAGGAGCACAUAGUGUUUGUUUAAAUAACCUCCCACUUAUCCCUAUAACCAGAGUAAGAAACCUUCCAGAUUUUGCUUAUUGGGGCUAUGGUUUUUUGUUUUUUGUUUUUGCUUUUCUGUUUCCCCUCUCUCACAGUAAUUAUUUCCAUGGUUAGUGUGUAAGAGGAAUUGCCCUUGAGCUAAGAUUCAACUGUUCAUUAAGCAGCUAUCAUUAAACUAAGCAUUAUUCAAUGAAUGUGCACUAAUCUGAGAUAAGAAACAACUAAAAAGCAAAACAGAACCUGUGCAUUAGCUAUUCAUCUGUUAAGAGUUCGUUUUUUAAUGGUAUAUUCUUAAGCUUUUAGCUUGGAAUAUUGUUUGCUUUUAUCCUAGUAUUGGUUUCUUAGGGGGAUGUUAAAAUUCAAGGUUGGAAUGUGACACCCUUAACUGACAUCUAAAGUAUCGACUUUUUCGGUUGAUUACUGCUUUUAGUAAUACUGUGCAAAAUGUUUAUUUUUACCAGAAUUUCAAGCAGAAAUCAUAGGGAAAUCCUAGAGAAAUGGCUCUCUUGUGCUUUUAUCACCACAUAGAAAUUUCCCAUGGUUUCUGACCCCGUGAGAAUUUUUGGAAGGAAGUGCUUGUUCUUUCCCAAAGGAAAUGCUCCCUCUCUGGUCCCCUCCUGCUUAGCUGCUUCGCUGCCUCAUCCCUCCUGCACUAGCUGAGACCUUAAACCCCUUCCAGAGUCAGUGAUGGGUCUGCCCCCUGGGCGCAGGACCAAUCUCUGCCUAGACUUGAUUCCAUUGUUAGAAGAGUGCUGCUGGAUUACACUUCUUGGAAGAUUGUCAGCAUGGCUCUUGGGUUAAGAGUUGAGUGAUUUGUAAAACAAAACAAAACAAAAAAACCUUUGUAUUGGUUCUUACAUGUUUAAAUAUUGUGACUACUAAACUCAGUAAGACUGGGUGUUCUAAAGGUGGUGAUGCUGUUGGUUUUUUGUUUUAUGUUUUUUGUUUUUUUUUUUAAGUCUUAUAUGUCAAUGUUACAGCCAUGGAUUUUCAGAGAAAUUAUUUAAACAUCAAGUCCUGGGAAAUUGGCUCAAAUAUGCUUAUGCAAAAUUUGGAGAUCAUGUGCAGGCUAAAGGAGUUUGCCACCCACCAGCAUAGCAGAGCAAAUGAAGUAUUGCUGUCUAUUCUUCUGACAUUUGUCGUCCUGCACUGUCCUUCACCACUUAUUUACUGAACGUGACUAAAGCGCUUCCUGAGCUGGGGUACAAAGCUGCUGGCCUGGGCGCUCUCCUUAUAAACAUAGGGUAGAGUUUGAACCACUGCUCUGUAUUAGUUGUAUAUUCUCACUCUAAAGUAUUGUGGUUAAUGAAAAACCUUGUACAGAUGUCAUUAAACUUGAUUUUUAAGUUUUGUGCAGGUGU